AUGUUGUCAUCUGCGAGAGUAGGGGUGGGCAAGAAUCGCUGUUUUGAGUAUCGCCGAUUCCAAUUCCAAAGUCUGUUGGAAUCGCUGAACCUCACAGAAAUUGAGCUUAUGAAAAAAAGCACUUCAUCAACCUGGCUCUACGCACUGCGCCCUCUAGUUAGCCAUGCAUUGCCUCAACUACCCAAAACACAAGGAAAACGAAUAUUUGUGGUGUCUUGGUGGGUGGGUUGUUUCAUCCUCACCACGGCUUACACAGCAAAUCUCAUUGCCUUCAUCACCAUCCCUGCCUAUCCCGAGCGCCUGCAGACGGUAGAGCAGCUCGCCCAGAGUCCAUAUAGGAUGUCCAUGUUCGACUACGGAGAGUUUGUACCAGGAGCGCUCAGGUCCUCCAAAGACCCCCACUACCGCUCCUUGGGGAAAAAGCUGGACUUGUAUCCCACCUACGACGAAGCUAUUUACGCGGUGGUCAAUGGGACACACGCUUACAUUGAAAGCUUCUCCUACAACCGUAUUCUGCUUUUCGAUACAUAUAAGAUGCGUAACACCUUCCUGCUCCAGGAACAGUUGUAUCCAGGUCAUCUGUGCUGGUACUUCCAAAAGAACACAGCGUGGAAAUAUAAGUUUGAUUGGGGCAUCCAACGUCUGGUAGAGGCUGGCCUGAUAGCACAUUGGAUCAAGGAGUCGUAA
Messenger RNA from Portunus trituberculatus (swimming crab), 687 nucleotides. RefSeq names its product ionotropic receptor 21a-like. Gene Ontology annotation, cellular component: membrane. Bases 1 to 687 code for a protein of 228 amino acids. The transcript is spliced from 5 exons. The record is from RefSeq and is a predicted model, not a curated record. Gene Ontology annotation, molecular function: ligand-gated monoatomic ion channel activity. Lineage: Eukaryota; Metazoa; Arthropoda; Malacostraca; Decapoda; Portunidae.